AUGAGUGCUGUGAAUCUUAACACAUGGACACACUCCAAUUUCAUGUUCAAUCAAGUUACUGCUACCAGAUUCAGAUCCAGAUCCACAUCCACAUCUUUCUAUUUUACCAAAAUACCCUCCACCAUUAAACCCCAAACUCAUACCCAAUCCAUGAACUCUUCUUCUUUUCAUUUUUCCGUUUCAGCUUUGCUCACUAAACAAGAAACAAUUGAAACCGAAGAGAAACCAGUUUUCGAUUUCAAAUCCUACAUGAUCGAAAAAGCAACUAGGGUUAACAAAGCCCUAGACGACGCCGUUUCGUUACGCGAACCAUUAAAAGUUCACGACGCUAUGCGAUACUCUCUCCUCGCCGGCGGAAAGCGCGUCCGCCCCGUCCUAUGCUUAGCCGCCUGCGAUCUCGUCGGAGGAACCGAAUCUAUGUCGAUGCCAGCCGCCUGCGCCGUCGAAAUGAUCCACACUAUGUCGCUCAUCCACGACGACCUUCCGUGUAUGGAUAACGACGAUCUCCGACGAGGAAAACCGACGAAUCACAAAGUCUACGGAGAAGACGUCGCGGUUCUCGCUGGAGACGCGUUACUCGCUUUCGCCUUCGAGCAUAUUGCAGUUUCUACAUCCGGCGUUUCUCCGGCGAGAAUCGUCCGCGCGAUCGGAGAAUUAGCGAAGUCAAUCGGCUCAGAAGGACUCGUUGCCGGUCAAGUGGUUGAUAUAAACUCCGAAGGUUUAUCUGAUGUGGGAAUAGAGAGGCUCGAGUUCAUUCAUCUUCAUAAAACCGCGGCGUUGUUAGAAGGUGCGGUUGUUCUCGGUGCGAUUCUCGGUGGCGGUUGCGAUGAAGAUGUUGAAAAACUGAGAAAAUUUGCUAGGUAUAUAGGUUUAUUGUUUCAGGUUGUUGAUGAUAUUCUUGAUGUGACGAAAUCUUCGCAAGAAUUAGGUAAAACGGCUGGGAAAGAUUUGGUAGCUGAUAAGGUUACUUAUCCAAAGCUUAUGGGGAUUCAAAAAUCUAAAGACUUUGCUGAGAAAUUGAACAGGGAUGCACAGGAUCAGCUUUCUGGCUUUGAUUCUAGGAAAUCUGCUCCUUUGAUUGCUUUGGCUAAUUACAUUGCUCAUAGGCAAAACUAA
Vicia faba (fava bean) is the source of this 1116-nucleotide messenger RNA. NCBI's taxonomy places the organism in Eukaryota, Viridiplantae, Streptophyta, Magnoliopsida, Fabales, Fabaceae. The record is from the annotation of a GenBank genome assembly.